This is a messenger RNA of Hippopotamus amphibius kiboko, 657 nucleotides long. RefSeq names its product retinol binding protein 7 (gene RBP7). Gene Ontology annotation, biological process: fatty acid transport. Gene Ontology annotation, cellular component: nucleus; cytosol. Gene Ontology annotation, molecular function: fatty acid binding. Lineage: Eukaryota; Metazoa; Chordata; Mammalia; Artiodactyla; Hippopotamidae. Bases 49 to 453 code for a protein of 134 amino acids. The record is from RefSeq and is a predicted model, not a curated record. The transcript has 4 exons.
CCUCCCGAGUCCCCGCCGCCCGCCGCCAGUGCCGCCCCCAGCCCCGCCAUGCCCGCCGACCUCAGCGGCACCUGGAACCUGCUCAGCAGCGACAACUUCGAGGGCUACAUGCUGGCUCUAGAUAUUGACUUUGCCACACGUAAGAUAGCCAAGCUGCUGAAGCCACAGAAAGUGAUUGAGCAGAAUGGGAAUUCUUUUACCAUCCACACGACCAGCAGCUUCAGGAACUACCUUGUGACAUUUAAAGUUGGAGAAGAAUUUGAUGAGGACAAUAAAGGCCUGGAUAACAGGAAAUGCAAGAGCUUGGUCACCUGGGACAAUGAGCGACUCACCUGUGUGCAGAAGGGGGAAAAGAAGAACAGAGGCUGGAGCCAUUGGAUUGAAGGGGACCAACUCCACCUGGAAAUGUUCUGUGAAGGCCAAGUGUGCAAACAGACGUUCCAGAGAGCUUGAUCUGUAUCCAACCGGAGUCCACGUGUGACAGCAGCUUAAUGCUGAGUUAUAUUCCAGAAUGAAUAGAAAUUGAUCUGUCCUGGUUUGGAGGUGGUGCCUCGUGGUCAGAGAGAUGUCACACAGCCUGUACCAGGAGCCAUUUGGAUUGUGGGAAAACUCAGCUUCAAUAAACCUGUCCAAUGAUUCUGACUUUUUCCUUCUAAA